Molecule: messenger RNA, 2841 nt
Organism: Plasmodium berghei ANKA
Lineage: Eukaryota; Apicomplexa; Aconoidasida; Haemosporida; Plasmodiidae
Product: GTPase-activating protein, putative
Exons: 7
Coding region: 1-2841 (946 amino acids)
Source: RefSeq, a predicted model, not a curated record
AUGAAUUCUGGUGAAAAUUCGUCUUUUCUACAAAAAAAUUUAGAGAAAGAUACAAAUUUUCACAUUAAUGAAUCAGAAAAUAUUAGAAAUAAUAAGAUAAAUAUAAAUUGUACGAAUAAUAUAAGGAGAGAGAAUAAUGUAGAUGAAGAAAAUGUAGCAAUCACUUGGUGUAACAUUGACAUCAAUGAUAAUCGUUCUGAUAAUAAUUUUAAGAUUUUAGAAAAUGAUAAAUCAUUAGAAAACUUGCACAAUAGUGAUAUAGAAAAUACUAAUUUUAUAAAUAAUAAAUUUGAUAAUAGUAAACAAAAUUUACAUGAAAAUAUAAAACAUUGCAAAAAUGAAACAUAUAAUAUACGAGAAAAAAAUGAAAAUGCAGAAAAUAUAUCAAAUAUAGAAAACAAAUGUACAUUUGAAAUGGAAGAAUAUAUAUUUAAUAAAAGUGUGGAGGGAAAUAAGCUCAAAGAAAAUAACGAUCAAAUAUGUGAAAAUAGCAAAAAAUAUGAAGAAGUAAAAAAUACCCAUAAAACAAGCGAAGAAAAAGAAAACACAAAUUUAGAAAUUAAAAGAAAAAACGAACAUUGUUUUAGUAAAGAAAUAAAAGCAUUGGACCCUCCUAAAAACGUUUACGAAUAUAAUCACAAUGUUAUAUAUCACGAACUAUAUAUUGAAUUAUUAGAAGUAAACAAAAAUUUGCAAAAUGAAAUAAAAAAUUUAAAAAAAAUAAUAGAAAUACAAAAAGAAUUAAUAAAGAGCAAAGAAGAUGAUAUAGUUGAAAAUAAUAAUAUGAUUGAAAAAAGGAAAAUGAGUAGUAAAAGUUUUGUUAAUAAUAAUUAUUUUUUAAAUUUUUUUAAUAAAAAAAACAAAACUAGCAAAAAAAAAGACGAUGAACAAGGAAAACCUGAUAAUGAAAUUUUUGAAAAAAAUGAAGGAAUAGCUGAAUCGAGCUAUAAUUAUAAUCAGCGAAGAAAAGGAAGUAUGACAAGAUUUCAGAAUAUGCCUUUUUCAUUUUUUAGUGAUAAAAGCAAUAAACAGAAAAAACAAAAAAGUGCCGAAGCAAUAGGCACAAUUAAUUUAUCAAUACAAGGAAAAGACAACGAAAAACAAAAAAAAAAAAAAAGUAUAGGAACUUCGAAAUGGACAAAACAAUUCGAUUAUAAAUGGAUUAAAUCUAUUAAUAAUUCUAACAGUUUCCAAGAAUGUGAGUGUAUUUAUAAUGAUGAUAUGAAGAAAUUUGGUGAAAUAGAUAAUGAUGGAAACAGUGAUCUAAAUAAAAAUAAUAAAUAUAUGAAAUUAUCUUUACGUGAAAAUGAAUAUGUUGAAUUUUAUGAUAAUGAAGAAAAUUGUAUUUAUGAUAAUUUACAGGAUUCAAAUAACAAUAAUAAAAUAAAUAAUAAAAAAAGUUAUACAUUUUUUAAAGAUAAACAAAAUUCAAAAGAAACCGAAAAAUACACAGAUUGUGAUUAUAAAGACAUAAAUACAAUUAAAGAAAUAACACUUAUAAAAUAUUGGUAUAAUAAAAUUAUACCUUUAAUAAAUGAUGAAAAAAAAAAAUAUACAUUAAUUGAGCUGAUAAUGAUGAAUUAUAUGCCUCAAGUUAUAAAAGAAUAUUUUUGGAAAGAAAAUAUAAAUAACAAAUUAAAUAUAACAGAUUAUUUUGUUAAAGUAUUAAUUAAAAAUGCAAACUUUAUACAAAUAUAUAUAUAUAUAAAUAAUAAGCAAUAUUAUAAUAAUUUUUCUCGUUAUUUUAAAAAUUUAAUAAAUAUGGAAAAAAGUAGCAUAAACAUUGUAUCCUCAUUUCCAAGUGGAAAUUGUUUUGUGGAUGAAAAUGAAUUAAUAAAUACAGUAAAAGAAAGUGAACUUUUUAAAAAAAUGAUAAUGGCAGGAAUAUUUAUAGAAGAUGAUAAAGAUGGUAGUAUUGAUGCAAACGAGAAUGGUAAAAUAGAAUGUUCUGACAAAGGUAUAGAAAUGAAUAAUGAAUUAAAUAGUACCUCAAAUUUUAAUAAGGAUGAAAAAUGUGAUAAGGAAAAUAAUAAAAAAGAAAAAGUUGAAAUGAAAAAUUUCGAACAUUUAGAUAUAGAUAUACUUCAACGUUAUUCAAUCCACAAAUUUUUUUAUCAAAUAUUAAUCGAUUUAGAUAGAACAUUGUAUAUAAUAAAAAAAAACCAAGAAUAUUAUAAUCGGAAUAAUAUAGAUAAAGACAAUUUUUUGUUUGAUUUAAAUAUCCAUGAUAUCAAAAAAAACUUAAACAAACUUUUACAAAUGUAUGUUAUAUUCAAGCCUGAAUUGGGGUACAUCCAAGGAAUGUCAUAUAUUGCCUUAGUAUUUGUGUUACACUGCAAACUGGAAAAAGCUUUUAUCCAUUUUGCAAAUUUUAUGGAAUAUAAGAAUAUGCGCAACUUGUACAGCUUUAACAAACAGGAAAUAAAAAUAUUUUUAUUUACGAUUAAAGAAAUUUUGACAAAAAAAAAUAUUGAAGUUUAUAAAGAAAUCGUCAAGCAUUAUAAUAUAGACAAUAUAUUUAUUCAAUGGGCUUACACAAUGUUUUUAACGUGUUUACCUUUCCGUAUUUUUAUUCGCAUAUUUGAUAUCUAUACAUUUAAUGAAAAAAUCAUAUUCGAGACAAUUAUAUGCAUAUUUACAUAUUUUAACAAAUUCCAUUCCAUGGAAAAUGUUGACACAAUGAUAAAAAAUCUGUCUUCCUUUUCGUUUAAUAUGAACAUACAGGAGGAUAAAUUUUUUUCAAUGUUAAAAAAAUCAAGAAUAAAAAAACGGAAAAUUACAUAUUAUAGGGGAAAAUAUCUUUCCACCAUUAGUAAAAAUGAAGAAAUCCACGAAAAUUAA